CAUUAGGCACAAACAAGUGGCUCUCAAAACCCCAAUAUAAACAUCACAUUUUCCAUGGAGAAUCUGCACUGCAAUGCCGAGAGAAAAGGCAAGUCUUGAUCGUCUUCCAUAGAGAAGAACAAGAAGAAAUUAAAUCAGAAAAAUGGAAGGUGAGAUCAAGAACUUGACGAUUGUAUGGUCAUCAAUCAUAGCAUCUCUGUGCUAUUGUUAUUUCGUAGCUUCAGAGAUCCCCAAAGGCACCUACAGACUCCUCUCUCUCCUCCCAAUUUUCUCUCUCUUCACCAUCAUCCCUCUCUCUCUAACCUACGCUUUCCCUACUGCCGUCACCACCUUCUUCAUCACAUGGCUCGCCAACUUCAAGCUCCUCCUCUUCUGUUUCGAUCUGGGCCCACUCUCAUCCUCCAACCCAAACCCACCUCUCUCCCUCCCUCUCUUCAUCUCCAUUUCUUGUCUCCCAAUCAAAAUCAAGCCCAAAAACUCACAAUCAACAAAACCCAAAAAAAAGAUUCCUCUGAAUUUAGCAACAGAGUCCUUAAUCUUCUCUGUUAUGAUUGGUGUGAUAUAUGAUUACAGAGAGGUUAUGCAUCCUAAUAUUGUGUUGACACUCUAUUGUUGCCUUGUGUUUCUCAUGAUUGACAUUAUAGUGGCCAUAUGUAGUAGCGCGGCUCGAGCCGUCAUCGGCUUGGAGCUCGAGCAGCCAUCGGACGAGCCUUACGUUGCCACGUCGCUUCAGGAUUUCUGGGGAAAGCGGUGGAACCUCACCGUAACCAAUUUGCUUCGCCACACCGUGUACAACCCCGCGAGGUCGGCGUUUGCGGUUGUGUUGGGCGGCGCGUGGGCGCCACUGCCGGCUGUGGUGGCGACUUUUGCGGUGUCGGGUUUGAUGCACGAGCUGUUGUUCUACUAUGUCACGCGUGCGACUCCCUCGUGGGAGAUGACGUCAUUCUUUGUUUUACACGGGUUGUGCGUGGUGGUGGAGUUUGUGCUGAAGAGGGCUUUGACGGACAGGUGGCAGUUGCACUGGGCCGUGUCCGGCCCACUGACGGUAGGGUUUGUGAUGGCGACAAGCUUCUGGCUGUUCUUUCCACCACUUAUGAGGAAUGGUGCAGAUGUUAAAGUGAUUGGGGAGUUCAUAGCUUUUGUGGAGUUCAUCAAAAGUAGUUUGAGAUUGCCAUUUUUGGUUGGUUGAUCAGAUGAUGUUAUUGUUGGGUUUUGUUUGACCCACCAAACUAUUUUUUGGACUACAAUUUUCUCAUGUCUGUCUGCAUUGGCUUUUUGUUUUGUAACGUCUCUUUUUCUCAUAUUGAUGGCUACAAAACGUGUAUGACAUUAACCAA
Cornus florida is the source of this 1337-nucleotide messenger RNA. Its product is annotated as probable long-chain-alcohol O-fatty-acyltransferase 5. Gene Ontology annotation, biological process: lipid metabolic process. The transcript has a single exon. The record is from RefSeq and is a predicted model, not a curated record. NCBI's taxonomy places the organism in Eukaryota, Viridiplantae, Streptophyta, Magnoliopsida, Cornales, Cornaceae. Bases 143 to 1189 code for a protein of 348 amino acids.